AUGUCUUCAAAAGACAAAACAUGAUGAAUUAAAUACCAAGGUCACAUCCCAUGCGCAGGGAUUUUUUUCCCUGAUGAAGACUGAAUCUCUCUAAAAUCAAGCAGAGGCUAUAAACUUCACACUUACCGCUUCCACCUCGAAGCCCCUCAAGCUAUUGUCUUUUUAUUUCACGGAAUCCACGUUUCAUCUGGAAUUUUUUCAUACCUCGCUAAGCGGCUAUACGAGCUAAAUAUAGCAGUUUUAGCAUUUGACCAAGAAUGCCAUGGGAAAAGUCAAGGAAAACUCGGAAUUAUCUAUACAAUCGACGAAUACAUAAAUUGUGGGAUCAAAUACAUUGAAAAAUCAAUAGAGAAUUACCCUAAAAACACCCCGAUUUUUAUACUUGGAGAAAGUAUGGGUGGGACUAUAUGCAUGAAUAUUGCCUUGGAAAUGCAAAGUAUGAUAAAAGGGAUGGUUUUAUUUGCCCCUGCAUUAGCUGCAAGUCCUUCAUUUAGUCCAUUUUUAAUUAAACUUGCAAGAUGUUUGGGAUGUCUGUGCCCAAGAAUGCCUACAAAGUCUCCAGAUUUGAAAUCAUUGUCGAGAAACCCAUAUAAUGAAGGGUGGUAUCAAGAAAACCCUGAAUAUUAUACAGGAAAAACCAAGGCAAGGACUGGAUCUGCUUUACUGAAAUCUUUUGAUAAAUUGCGGCCGAGGCUUAAAAAUGUGAGGGUUCCUUUUAUUAUUUUCCAAGGAGGAAAUGAUACAAAGGUAAAUAUUGAGGUGAAUAGAAAAUUUGUGGAAAAUUCGGCUGUGGAGGAUAAAGAGUUUGUUUAUUAUGAAGAAAUGAGGCAUGAGGUAUGCAAUGAGCCAGAAAUUGAAGAAAUUAUAGAGAAAGUCCUGAAUUGGAUAAGUCAAAGAAUUAGUUAA
Messenger RNA from Blepharisma stoltei, 906 nucleotides. Lineage: Eukaryota; Ciliophora; Heterotrichea; Heterotrichida; Blepharismidae. The record is from the annotation of a GenBank genome assembly.